Messenger RNA from Trypanosoma brucei brucei TREU927, 1683 nucleotides. RefSeq lists its product as hypothetical. The transcript has a single exon. Lineage: Eukaryota; Euglenozoa; Kinetoplastea; Trypanosomatida; Trypanosomatidae. The coding region runs from base 1 to 1683 and encodes 560 amino acids. The record is from RefSeq and is a predicted model, not a curated record.
AUGGGAAACAGGUUUGAAGGGAGUUCUACAAUGGAUGAUGGCUGCGAGUCGCCCCGUGGUACGUGUGAGCGGCUGGUAGAGGUGAGCGUUUAUGACAAGCAGUCGAACGAAAUGCGUGUGUUCAGAUGUGAUUUGCAUUUGCUCGAGUCGUCCAUGACGUACUUCACACCUAUCAUCAAAUGUUACCUCGACGAAGAAGAGCGCCAAAAGUCGCGGGAAGAAAAGUCGUUGGAUAGGGCGUCAUCGACCGGUGCACGCUCCGUGAAAAACAGCAAGACAAAGGCUCACGAGGCCACCAAGCCGUUGAAGCGAAAGGGUAAAGAAGAGAAGCCCCCCAUACCACUCCAUGUCAACUGUGACAUGAGCACCUUUUCUUGGCUUAUGGCCUACGUGGAGGGGAAGCAACGUUCAUUUACUCCAAAGAAUGCCGUGUCGCUAGCGUUGUCGUCAAACUUUUUGCACAUGACACAGUUAGUUGAAAUGACCCUCCUUUACAUCAAGGAUCACCUAGUGGAGGUUAUUCUCUCGGGAGUGAACAUGGACUGCUUUACUGGGGAACUAUUGGCGAGGCUUGCAAGCAUGAUGUCGGAGGGCGAUGUCGCCAGGGCCUUUCUAAAACUAUUUGACUGGCAUGCGGAGGACUCACCAAACCGCCGCUUCCUGACAGCCUUAAUCCGACACAUGUUGUGCGACCGCUUCGGGGAGGGUCGUCCCAGUAGUCUUCGGUGGUGUGGUCUCUGUGGUGCUCUUUUUGAUCAACAGGAACUACAACACAUAGAGCGGCGGUAUAAAAAUGUUAGGCUCCCUGUGUGCCCCCGCGUGACUAAGAAUUCAGUUGGUCACCGGGGUGAGCUUCUCAAAACCCAUGUAGCGUCCAAGCAAGAGGCAAAUAUCAAGUUUCCCCCACUUUCGUGGCAUGAAAAGGAAGUGGAAGCGUGGGCGUGGCGCGUCGUGGGAUCGUUGUACUUGUUUGUCUGCCGCCGUUGCAAUUGUUGCGUCUCGCUGACGAACACUACCUGCCACUCUUGCCCCGGAGGCACCGCCAACUUUAGCCGCGCUGAAGGAGUGAGUAGUGAAGACGCUGACGCACUUCUUGCGUGGUUCGAUUUAGCAAAGAACUUGUACCCAGGAGGACUACGGCCUAUGUACUGCCCAAAAGAGGAGGCAGUGCGUGAACCUUUUCUACUUUUAACCCCCAAGGGUGGGUGGUUAUACGAUGAUGAGGGCGACUCAAGCGUGCCAGGUGUGUGGAGCACACAUCCAGCUGCAGUGGAAGAGUCCGUUGAUGCGAAGGGUUAUGUGAAUAUAGGCGUGAUGAAUGGGUUUGAGCGCUGGUUGAUGGAAGAGCUCCAACAAAUGAUGGAGGACUUUGACCAGUCAGGACUCCACGCAAAGCCGUCCGCAAAUCAACACGGCUCAUCUCCUGCACAAGCAGGGCCAUACUCACCUAACACUACGAUGUCAUCUCUUUCCCCAGGGCCGCGUAACAUAGUCGGAGGAAUCCACGGCGAAGGCGCCCCCGGCCGACCCGGGCUCCGCGGGGCUAAAGGCGUCGGUGAUACGCGAAUGAGACCUCUCAGUAAUGGGACUGACCUGUCAAGGAAGGUGAAAGAGGGAGCACCACCAAGUGGGAGGCUGCAGAAGCGUGACAAGUUGGACAGCGGUGCGAGACUGCUUUCUUAG